Sardina pilchardus (European sardine) is the source of this 1311-nucleotide messenger RNA. RefSeq names its product NAD(P)H dehydrogenase, quinone 1 (gene nqo1). Gene Ontology annotation, cellular component: cytosol. NCBI's taxonomy places the organism in Eukaryota, Metazoa, Chordata, Actinopteri, Clupeiformes, Clupeidae. Gene Ontology annotation, molecular function: NAD(P)H dehydrogenase (quinone) activity. The coding region runs from base 1 to 858 and encodes 285 amino acids. The transcript is spliced from 6 exons. The record is from RefSeq and is a predicted model, not a curated record.
AUGGCUGGCAAGUCUGUCUUGAUAGUUUAUGCACAUCAGAGCCCCACUUCGUUCAACUCCGCUGCUCGUAAUGUCGCUGAGGAAGCACUAAAGGAGCAGGGCUGCAAAGUACUGGUCUCAGACCUGUAUGCCAUGGACUUCCAGGCUUCUGCAACCAGAAACGAUAUCUCGGGUGAUCUGAAGGAACCAGAGAACUUCAAGUAUGGCGACGAAACAAUGGCUGCUUGGCAAGAGGGUCGACUCUCUAAGGACAUUACAGAAGAGCAACGCAAGGUGGAAGAGGCAGAGUUGAUCAUUUUUCAGUUUCCUCUCUAUUGGUUCAGUGUCCCUGCCAUCAUGAAAGGUUGGAUGGACAGAGUUUUGUCACAAGGAUUUGCUUUUUCACUCCAAAACAUGUACGACAAUGGCAUUUUUAAGGACAAGAAGGCUGUGCUGUCUAUUACUACCGGGGCCAUGGAAUCUAUGUUUUUCUCUGAUGGCAUUAGUGGGGACAUAAAUGUAACGCUGUGGCCAUUGCAGAAUGGAGUCCUUCACUUCUGUGGAUUUAAAGUUCUUCAACCGCAGAUCUUUUGGAGCAUUGCACAUACACCCCCCAACAUAAGGACAGUCUUGUUGGAUGCUUGGAGAGCUAGACUGAAGGGGAUAUGGGAAGAGAAACCACUGUCCUUCGCAUCCUGUGCACUCUUUGAUCUUAGCUUUCAAGGAGGGUUUCGCAUGACCUCUGAGGCUAAGGAAAAACUUAGUGUUGCUCCUUAUGGCCUCACAACAGGGCAACACAUGGGCAAACCUCUUCCUCCUGAUAACCAGACCAAAUCAGAAAAUGAGGCUGCAAAAAAAAUAUCCGAUAUUCUGACAUAAUAUGACAAUUAGACAAGGCAUUCAGACCUACAAGUAAAAAUCUAUUGAUGAUUCUCCCACACACAUCUGUGUGUGUGUGUGUGUGUGUGUGUGUGUGUGUGUGUGUGUGUGUGUGUGUGUGCGUGUGCGUGUGCGCGUGCGUGCGUGCGUGCGUGCGUUCGCACAUCUUUUUAAAAUAUCACCAAAGUCUUGUAUUCAUUCUCUUUACUAUUAAACAUUUCAUGUGAUAGCUAUGCUGAAUUUAGUGAUAAAGGAUGAGCAUUUGAUAUCCAUUUGUCACUGAACGCGUUUCUAUAAAAAAUAUUGUCAUAUCAUACCAUGGUUAGCCAGUAAGGCUACUCAUUGAAAUUGGUGAGGUGGUGAUUGCUGACCACUUGUCGAUGGUGUUGACUCAUUUUGCAUAAACAUGCCUGUUUUGGUGAACAGUGAUAAAUAAAGAGUGAUUUUAGACGA